This is a messenger RNA of Iphiclides podalirius (scarce swallowtail), 309 nucleotides long. NCBI's taxonomy places the organism in Eukaryota, Metazoa, Arthropoda, Insecta, Lepidoptera, Papilionidae. The record is from the annotation of a GenBank genome assembly.
AUGCCGAUGUGGCAAAUUGGACUAUAUUCACGUGGCAAAGCGGACGAUACGAGAUCGAGGCUCGUAUGGGACUCGGGCGGUAGCAGGUGCGUCGCCCACUCGCCACGUCGCCCGCGCCUGUGCCUUCAAUCACGGACGCUGCCUUUCCACUUGGCUCACUUCAUUAGGCCCCGCUAUCUGCCGACGGCCUCGUCCUUCCUGUCAAGCAACGGUGACGGCCAGCUUAGCGACUUUGACAACGGGCUUUUAAGCGUUCGAGUAUGCAGGAUGUUCGUAUGUCGCGCAGCCUGCCAAUUUUUUAUGUUGUCC